AAAAAAACACACACACAGCUUCCAGCAACAGAUAGCGCUGACAAGUGAUCAGGAGAACAGCAGCGCAGGGUUAACUGCUGAAACACAGGGAGGACUUUAUCUGGACUGUCAAAGGUAGCUGAGCAUAAUGUCUGGCAGAGUGAUUGAUCUGGAGGAGACGGCGACGCAUACAGGUCCAAAGGGGGUCAUUAAUGACUGGAGGAGGUUUAAGUUGGAAAGUAUGGACCGGGAAAAUUUGCAUCCUGCAAAAAAGGAACUUCUGAGGCAAAUGUCGUCCCCUAAUAAAUCAAAAGAUGACUCCAGAGCUAACCUAAACCGCAAGAUGAGUGUCCAAGAGUAUGAACUGCUUAAAGAGGAGGAUGAAGGAUGUCUGAAGAAAUACAGGAGACGAUGCAUGGAAGAGAUGCACAGCAAGCUCAGCUUUGGGCCCAGGUUUGAAGGUGUGCAUGACCUGGACAGUGGCGAGGCCUUCCUCGAAGUCAUCGAGAAGGAGCAUCACAGCACAGUGGUGGUCGUUCACAUUUACAAGAUUGGGGUGAAAGGAUGCGAGCAGCUCAAUAGCUGCCUGGACUGCUUGGCCACAGAGUAUCCCACUGUCAAGUUCUGCAGGAUUGAUGCCGUCUCAUCCGGUGCUGCCGAACGUUUUUCUGAUGAGUAUUUACCUACGCUGCUGGUGUACAAGGCCGGGGAGCUCAUAGGAAACUUCCUGUCCUGCACACAGCAUAUGAACGAGGAGUUCUUUGCUACCGAUGUUGAAGCUUUCCUCAACAGUUACGGUCUGCUCCCAGAAAAAGAGCUGCCUGGGGUGGAGGAUGAAGAAGAAAAUGAUGUAGAAUAAAAAAGAAGGAGGAAAUCAUCUACAACAAGAGGUUCGGAAACUAAAUAAAUCGGUAUAUAAAUGAAAUAUCCAAUUUUAAUUUUUGACUCCGACAAAGAGAAGAUACAAAUAUUUUCCUCUAUAACACUAGUGUUGGAUUAUUUCUUGAAUAUAUAUUUUAUGCAUAUGUACAGGUUUUGAAAAACGUUUGAUACUUGGACAAAGGAGUUGCUAAAUAAUGAUCAGAAAACGCUGCAUUCCUCAUUAUCAGCUUAAAAAAAGCCGAAACAGGAUAACUGUAAAGAUAAACACAUUAGUGGGUUUUUUUUUUUUUUGCUGUUUGCUUUUCAUUUUAAGGAGAUAUUUAAUGCUGUCGAUUCAUUCUCAGUAUUUUUUUUUAGAUUUGAAAGUAUGGAUGUAUACUCUGGAAAUGUUCACCCAUGAGCUAUUCCUCUUGUAAUGUGACAUAUUACACACUUGUCCUGUAUAGUAUUUGGUUUGUAUGUUUUUUUCUGAUAAAUAAAUUAAUGGGAAUAAAAACCUUGAAGCCCUUGAA
This is a messenger RNA of Cyprinodon tularosa, 1373 nucleotides long. It is a transcript of the gene pdcb, whose product is annotated as phosducin b. Gene Ontology annotation, biological process: regulation of G protein-coupled receptor signaling pathway. The transcript has 4 exons. NCBI's taxonomy places the organism in Eukaryota, Metazoa, Chordata, Actinopteri, Cyprinodontiformes, Cyprinodontidae. The record is from RefSeq and is a predicted model, not a curated record. Bases 128 to 838 code for a protein of 236 amino acids.